Molecule: messenger RNA, 2423 nt
Organism: Bombyx mori (domestic silkworm)
Lineage: Eukaryota; Metazoa; Arthropoda; Insecta; Lepidoptera; Bombycidae
Product: zinc finger protein 26
Exons: 6
Coding region: 252-1880 (542 amino acids)
Biological process (GO): regulation of transcription by RNA polymerase II
Cellular component (GO): nucleoplasm; nucleus
Molecular function (GO): RNA polymerase II cis-regulatory region sequence-specific DNA binding; DNA-binding transcription repressor activity, RNA polymerase II-specific; zinc ion binding
Source: RefSeq, a predicted model, not a curated record
AUGGUCAGGAAGUAGCCAAUGUAAAUACUGGAGAGAAGAAUAUCGUAUAAGUACCUAUUACUGCGUAUAAUUUAAAUCCUGGUAAAUAUUUUUCACAAUAAAUGUGGACGUAUCUCCUUUCAAUAUAUUUGUUUUUUAAACAUAUACAACGCAAUAAUACUACAAAAGAACGGAGUCCAGUAAGAUAAAGGCGUAUUUGGUUUAAUUCAACAUUUAACUUCGUAGAAAGAAAUUGUCGGGAAAUUAAUACUAUGGCUGAAGCUGAAAUACAGAUGCCGCAUUACAUAGAUACAGAUGAAAAUGUAGGAAGUCGCACGAUGAGCGUUUGCUGCUGUUGUCUGGAAUUGGUUUGUAGGAAGUGUCUUUGGACUGAAUACACCUGGAUGGGGCAAGUAGAGGUGUACGGUAACAUGAUUAAAGACUGCUAUGGGAUUGAUAUACCCGGGGAAAGUAGAGGCAUCUGCGAAGUGUGCAUAACUCAGUUGCGGAAUGCAGUACGAUUUAAACGACAAUUGAUCCUGUCCCAGGACAAAUUGAAUGCUCUGAAAAAUAAUAUCGCAAAAGGGAAUGAAUUUGAUCUUGUCGAUGGUGGUUCGAAGGGAAACGCGCAUUACGGGAAUGAGUUCGAUGGGGAUGAUUGCGUGAUCGGAUGCAAACAGGAAUCUGUAAAUUAUUCAGAUUCGGAUAGCUCUGAUGACGCGCCUCUGGUGCAAGCCUUGGACCGAGAGCGAGCCCGAAAAGAAACUCCGCCUAAACUGAGAAGUGGAAGACGACAGUACAAUUACAUGAAAACGAGACGUAACGUGUGCCUUAUCUUAGAGAAUUCCACGAUCCUACCGUUCAAAUCGAACAAGGGCUACUUCACUUGCUUCUACUGCCACAAGCAGCACGCCGUCUUCGAGGAGCUCAAAGCGCACAUGAGCGAACACAAAGACUUGACGGUCAAGGACAGCUUGAAAUGCCUGUUACGGCCGCACGCCAUCAAAGUAGACGCCAGCAAUUUGUCGUGCAAGCGAUGCGGCCAAGCUCAGCAGACGAUGCACGAUUUGAUACAACACUUGACCGAGAAUCACGAAAUCGACUUUGACUUCGACGCGAAAAUGAAACCGAUCGACACGGUCCUACCGUACGAUCUGGCCGACGGCAAAUUCCGUUGUUUCAUAUGCAAAAAGGAUUUCAUGUUCUUUAAGACCUUAUCGAAGCACAUGAACGAACACGGCGCGAACUACGUAUGCGAUAAGUGCGGUAAAUGCUUCAUUUUGCCGGAGAGGCUGAGGGCUCACAAGCAGAACAUACACAUAGACGUCUCGGCCGUCAAGUGCGAACACUGCGGGAAGCUGUGCUCUUCUAACGUUGUCCUAAAGAGUCACAUACGAUACACGCACAAGAGGAUAUUGUUCGUUUGCUCCAUAUGCGAUAAGAAAUUCAUGUCGUUCAAGAAACGUUUCGACCACUUACAGCAGUACCACGGCAGGGCGGCCCUGAACCUGACCUGCGAUAAGUGCUCGAAGAGUUUCUCGACGCCCGGCAGUCUGAACAAUCAUGUCCGGAAGGAGCACUCGAUAACAACGAGAGACCCGAAGAGGUUUCACUGUGAAUUGUGCUCUAUGACGUUCAAGACAAAGUCCGCGUUGAAAUGUCACAGCGUUGUGCAUUCCGGCGAGAAGAAUUUCGAAUGUGAAGUCUGCCACAAGAAGUACGGAAGGUCGAGGACCUUGGUCGAGCACAUGAAGAUACACAGGAACGACAGGAGAUGGUCCUGUGCUGCAUGCGCGCAGGCCUUCGUUCAGAAAUGCAGCCUCAAGAACCACAUCAGGGUCCACCACGGAGAACUCAACGGGGAUCAGUUAUUGAUUUACAAGGAACCGGAGAAAACGUGAAGAUCUUUAAUUGGAAUUAUCGAGAGAUCUGCUUUGGAAUUGAUUAAAAACGACAUCACCGUUUAAGACCAGGUGAUACCGAUUUCCUGAACCCUUUGACUGUUCAUUUAUAUAGCAGCAAUAAAGGGCUGAAUAUGUAUAUCUAUAUAUUAAUACGUGAAGCAAAAACUUUGUACCCUUUUUUACGAAAACUGCGCGGACGGAGGAAUAUGAAAUUUCCCACACUUAUAGAGAAUAUAGAGGAGUGCACAAUGCUAUUUUUUUUUUAAAUAAUGCAUAAAAGAUACAUUAAAUCAGUAAAGAAAACAUAACACACACAUGUAUUGUAUUUGACACACACAAUAGUCUUUGUUUAUUGACCAACUUUUGUUAUUGCAUAGAGUCUGUAGUCAAAUUGAGAAUAAGUUAAUAUUGUUUAUCUUUCUUGGCGAAAUCUGUCACUAUAGAAAUAUAAUAGUCUUCGACAAUAGAAUCAUAAUAAUGUUCAAACUUAUGAUUUCAAUAUUAUAACACGUUAAUAAAACUUCCUUCAUAUGAUAAAAA